AUGAUUGUAUAUUCCUUACUAACUUUAAUUCUCUACGAUUCUCUAUUAUUCAUUCCGAAAGUUGACUCAUUUGGAACUGUAUGCAUUGGACUGUGUCAUUGUGUGGGCGAUGUCGUCGAUUGCUCAUCACUAGAUCUUCCGGAUAUUCCAACGUCGAUUCCGAAUAACACAAGGGUUUUAUUAUUAUCUGAUAAUGAGAUUGAAACUAUUGACAAGACAAAGUUAAAGGGAUUUUAUUUUCUACAGACCCUAAAUCUACGAAAAAACCGUCUACCCCGGAUACCAGGAGGAAGUCAUGAGUUGGAGCACUUGGAAAAAUUGGAUUUACGAUCCAACCUAAUCUCCACCUUGUCAUCCGAAGAGCUGAGCAAUCUAGCCGCUAUUCGAUCAGUGGAUCUAUCCAGGAAUCUUAUUUCAUUCUUGCCAAAACCAAUUACCUCAUCGAAAGUGAAUAUUGAAAAAUUAGAUCUCGCCUCGAAUUCCAUAACCGAUCUAGGAUCUGACCAGUUUUCUACAUUCACCACAUUAGUUUCUCUGAAAUUGGCUAGAAAUCAUAUUACCUCAUUGAGGCAGUUUUCGUUUUCAAGAUUGAGACAUUUGGAGACGAUAGACCUAACGAGAAAUAUGAUUCGUGAAGUUCGAUUCCUCGCAUUCAACCAAUUACCAUCUCUCCGAAAUGUCAGUUUGACCAAAAAUGACGUAUAUCGUCUAGAUGAUGGGAUGUUUUAUGCUUGUGAAGGCCUGACUCGACUAAAUUUGUCCACUAAUCGAGUACAAUCAGUGACAGAGGGAUGGAUGUUCGGGUUGACAAGUUUGGAAGUUUUAGACCUAUCCUAUAACCAAAUCCAAUCAUUUCAUACUAGCUCCUGGAGUCAUACACCAAAACUCAAAUGGUUAUCCUUACAUUCUAAUAGGAUCCAGUCACUUCCAUCAGGAUCAUUCCGAGCUUUGAGGCAACUGGAAGAGUUGAUUUUAUCGGCAAAUUUGAUUGAUAGCCUACACAAGUUUGCGUUGAUUGGAAUGGAUAAUUUACAUAAACUGGACCUCUCCUCCAACACUCUAGCUGUCUGUGUGGAAGAUGGUGCUGUCCUAUACAACACAUCUAUGCCAUUCCUCCGAUCUCUUCGAUUUACCAAUAAUCAGCUCCGUGUGAUCCCCAAAAGAGCAUUUGAACGAUUCCCGGCGCUGGAGGAGUUGGAUUUGACGGACAAUCCAAUAGCGACCAUCCAUCCGGAAGCCUUUGAGCCGUUGGAGUUGAAGAAGCUAACCAUGAACUCUUCAUCGAUCCUCUGUGACUGUCAAAUCUCUUGGCUCGCCUCUUGGAUAUACAAACUGAAGCUAGAUCGGUCCUCGAUCAUUGCAAAAUGUUCCUAUCCAGCGCCACUGGCAGAUUUGGAUGUGAUAGCUAUUGAUACAGCGAACCUAACAUGUCACGAUGAUUCUCCAAGAGCCAAGAUCGUACGGCAACCUGUGGAAGUGAAGGCGUUGAUUGGAGAGCAGGCGAGAUUCAUGUGCAAUGUUUAUGGGGCAAGUCCGUUGAGUAUCGAAUGGAGGGUCAUGGAAAAUGGGCAGCCCAGAGUCUUGGUGCAAGAUUCGGCAACCUUUUUGAGUGUGAAUACAACGGCAGUUGUAAACGGAACACUGGAUGGUAGAGAAUUGGCUGCUGCAGAAUUGAUCCUUGACAAUGUCGCAAUGACGGACAACUCAGAGUACCAGUGUGUGGCUCGGAAUCGAUUCGGAUCUGAUUUUUCGAGUCACGUCAAGCUAUUAGUCUACCAAGCUCCCAAAUUCACAUAUAUCCCUUCUGACAUGUCCAUCCUAGUCGGACAAAACGCCAAAUUCCUAUGUGCUGGCACUGGAACACCCCGCCCUGAAGUCAAGUGGGCAUUUGAGAGGAUCCCAUUCCCAGCGGCAGAAGCUAGAAGAUUGUAUGUGACACAGAAUGAUGAUCAUAUCUAUGUGAUGAAUGUGACAAUGGAGGAUCAAGGGGUGUACACGUGUCAUGCGACAAAUAUAGCAGGACAAGUGCAAGCAAGUGCCAAGUUGGGGGUUUUUGGUGAGUUAGUUGAUUUUGGGAUUGGUGCUGAAACAUUUGAAAGAUUGAUUUUCAACAACAAAUUCCACUACCCUGAUGACCCUGACCCAAAGACUAUCAAAAAGGGAGGAUCCUUGAAGAUUGAUUGCUCAGUUGAUCUUCAACCAGACAUCCAGAGAAUCGUAUGGAAACGAGACCAACAAGUGAUAUUAUUCCAAAAGAAAGUGAAAUUUUCGAAAAAGGAUCAAAUUCUGACAAUAACUCAGACGACGUUCUCUGAUGCUGGAGAAUACUCGUGUGAAUUAUGGGCUGAUGAUUCGAUGCUGAUAAGGAAAGUGACCAAUGUGAGAGUGAUGGGUGAGAAUGAAUUUUCAAAAUACGACUCCACUGAAGGCUCUCUCUCCCAGCGUGCCCAAGGAAUCCGUGCCAUGGCUGCGAAAUGGGCUGAAAACAUCAAAUCCACUGAAAACGGGUUCUAUCUAAUGGCAUCAUUCAGUGCUUUUGUGCUAAUGAUCCUCGGCGUGUUCACUUCCAUUUGUGUCUGCCUAAUAAAAUACAUGUGCCAUCGAGACCCAACACUUAAAAUACAACCGGUUCAAGUAUAA
This is a messenger RNA of Caenorhabditis briggsae, 2640 nucleotides long. Lineage: Eukaryota; Metazoa; Nematoda; Chromadorea; Rhabditida; Rhabditidae. Bases 1 to 2640 code for a protein of 879 amino acids. Gene Ontology annotation, molecular function: protein binding. The record is from RefSeq and is a predicted model, not a curated record. The transcript is spliced from 12 exons.